Molecule: messenger RNA, 917 nt
Organism: Saprolegnia parasitica CBS 223.65
Lineage: Eukaryota; Oomycota; Saprolegniomycetes; Saprolegniales; Saprolegniaceae
Exons: 7
Coding region: 45-917 (290 amino acids)
Molecular function (GO): protein binding
Source: RefSeq, a predicted model, not a curated record
GACGACCUAUUUUUGGCGGACGUGGCUGGUUUGCCCGAGAGCCGAUGCUGUCGCUCAACACGUAUGGCCUCGCGCGGCCGUCGCUCAACCAGGCGAGCAGCGUGCACCUGCCGCGGCUACAGGCGUCGCCGCACCAGAGCAAUGCGGCGGCGUCCGUCGGCAAGCUCGCGCAGCAGCGCCGCAACAUCCACCCGCUCUUCCAGACGAGCGGCUUUGACUAUGGGCGCGUUGUCGACUAUCAGGAUCUCGGGUUGCAUUUGAGCCCCGCGAAGCGGCCGUUGGCCAAGCACAUGGACUUUACAAGCACGUUUAUCGAAGGCCCGUUCACCGACUCGAGCCUCGGGUCCCUCGACAUGAAAAAGAAGCGACUGGUUCUGAGCGACCGUCUCCAAGCCGAGCGCAAGGUCCGCACCAAAGACAAAUACGACGAAAAGCAGCUGCAACUGAGCUUCAAGCGCGAAAUUCGCCGCGAGCUCCGCGAGAAGCGUCGACUGGAGAUGCUCGAGCAAGCGGCGGCGGCGACAACGAUUCAGCGCUAUGCACGCGGCAUGCUCACACGCAAUCGCCUCUGGCGACAGCACCUUGCUCUUCAGAACGCGGCGGCCACGCGCAUCCAAUUGUUUUGUCGGUCCCAAAUGCAAAUCUACGACGCCAAGUGCCAGCUUCAGCGCAUCAAACAACGGCGUUGGGACGACGCGGCGGCCGUCAUUCAGCGGCGCGUUCGGUUGUUUCUGCAACGUCAAGCUGCCAAGCGCGAGCUCGCGCGCCGCCGGAAAGCGCGCGAAGAGCGCCGGCAAGAGAUGCUGCAGCGGGCCAACCGCGUCCGCGCCGCCGCCGCGACACUGAUUCAAAAAGUCAUUCGCGGCGUCCUCGUGCCCCAUGCGGUUGGAAAAGUCGUCUUAUGGUACGUGGACUAG